GACUUUGCGAUAUACGAAAAGGGUAACGUAUGCGUUUCGGGCAAAAUUAUUGCAUCAGUCGACGACAACGUACUAAUCGCGCAGCACUUGCUCUACGAUUGCAAUCGGCGUUUGGCGGCCGCCGAACAUACCAUACGUACGGACGACAUAUACAAAGAGUUGGGUUGUAUUGGAUUGGACUAUAAGAAGGCGUUCCGACGGUUAAAGAUUGUGGGCACCGAUGACUACAACGAGUUUUACGGUGUGUGCGAAUGGGACGGACAGUUUGUCACUUAUAUGGACGCACUGUUGCAGUCGAGGGUCCUAUCGGUACCGUUGCGAAAGUUACUGUUACCGGUGCUCAUACGUAAGCUACGGCUCGACCCACACGUAAUGUUUGACGCAUUCCGGAGCCACCGGUGCGAUGAGGGGCAAGUCGGGCCGGACGUGCCUAAGGAGGACAUGAGUAAAAUUGUAAUAUUUCAUCACGUGGUGCCGGCCGACGAACGCCAGACAGUGUCGCAUAUGGCCGACAGGGAUAAGACACGUUUCGUUGAACGCUUUGCCCAAUACUCGGCUGAAAUGCCAUUUUAUUACAAUACGGCGACCAAACAGUUGGUGUCGCCGGGCGUUGAACUCGAAGAGGUUAUCGCGUUUCCCGCACCCCGUCGUCAGGACACCACUGCUCUCGUGUUAGACUCCCAGGAGUUUUGCCCCAACGAUGACAAUCAGGCUAUCGAUGGCUGCUUAUUGGCCGCUGUGUCCAAGAAAAUCAUUCACAAACCUAUUAUACCAGAGAAACACAAUGUGAUUGACAUAAGCGGUGAUUACCAGCAAUGGUUCGGUGUAUUACAAGACAAAAUAAUAACUGCUAUGAAUGUGGAAAAUAAAACAGAUAACGUAUGGCUCGUCUCUAAGGAUUCGUAUAUCAAUGGAAUCAUAGGUUUAAUGAAUUGUUUGCGUUUAGAACCGGGCGGAGAGAACUUCCGGUAUGUCUUCCUUAUGGACACCAAUAGUGUGGCAAACAUUGACUUCAAUACUAAACCCUAUUCUGAUAUAUUGGCCAACGAUUUGGUCGCUAAUGUUAUCAAAGGAGGAAAACUGGGAACUUAUAGACAUUUCAAACUUCCCGCAGAUUUUGAUAAAUGUGUUUCUAAUGAAUAUUACCUAAACUCGGGUGCGAUCAGAGAUAUAGGGGGUCUUCAAUGGUAUGAUUCCCGAAAAUUACCCGAAAUUAAAAAGGGCUGGAAUUUUGGAAACAAAGAGGUCUAUAAAACACGUGUCAAUAUAUAUUGUGCGGGCGUUUCGUUUCAUGACGUUAUGGUUGCGUCGGGUCGUAUACCCGGCGGUCCGGAGCAGAUGUUUACCGAUUGUGUGUUGGGCUGUGAAUACGCGGGCCGUCGCGUGGAUACCGGGGAACGGGUGAUGGGUAUUGAUUUUCGUGCGUUCGCCACAUCACUGAACGCCACUAUUAAUAGCAUGACUACAGUUCCCGAGCACUGGUCGAUGGCAGAGGCGGUCACUAUAUUGAGCACAUAUAGCACACUGUAUUACGCGCUCAUCAAACGGGCUAAUCUAAAAAGAGGCGAGAGUGUAUUGAUUCACUCGGCGGCGGGAGGUGUGGGUCAGGCGGCCAUCAAUAUGUGUAAGCAUUACGACUGCGAUAUCUAUACAACGAGAUGUGUUAUUCAAAGCAAAGCUAUUGAAAACGACUGCGAUAUCUAUACAACGGUUGGCACCGAAGAGAAGAAACAAUUUCUGAUCAAUGAAUACAAUAUACCGGAGGAGAGAAUAUUCGGCUCAAGAGAUGUGUUAUUCAAAGCAAAGCUAUUGAAACUCACGAACGGAAAGGGAGUCGACGUUGUGUUGAACUCAUUGUCCGGAGAGAAACUCGACGCCAGCUAUGAGUGUGUGGCCAAUAGUGGCCGCUUUAUUGAGCUAGGUCGAUAUGACAUGAUACAAAACAAACAAAUAGGCAUGUUUGAUUUUGCGCGCGACAUCCAAUUUAUCGGUAUUGUUGUGGACAUGGCUUUUAUCACUGAUGUUAAUUUUUUCGACGAGUUCUACGAUUGGGUUCACAAGAACUCGAAGAAUGGAUGCGUAAAGCCAUUGAAUUAUACACUGUUUGAGGCCAAGGAUGCGGACAAAGCGUUCCGAUAUAUGACAACCGGUAAACAUAUGGGAAAAAUUGUCAUUAAAUUGAGAGACGAAGAGAUGGAUAGGCGGCCACUGAUGGCCAUAAAACCGGCCGUAGAUAUGGUGACAACGAUUAAGACAUUCUUCGAUCCAAACAAAGUCUAUAUAAUUACCGGAGGUUUGGGUGGCUUUGGUCUGGAAUUGAUUCCAUGGAUGCAGUUCUUCGGCGCCCGAAAGUUUGUGACCACUUCUCGAUCCGGACUUCGCACUGAAUAUCAGAAAUUCAUUCACAAUCGUAUGAAAAAAUUUUACAAAAAUAUGAAAGUAUUGGAGUCUCAAUGGAUUGUCUCGACUGCCGAUGGAUUCACAAUUGAGGGCACAAAACAACUGCUAAGAGAAGCACAAGAGUUGGGACCGAUUGGAGGGAUAUUUCAUUUGGCAAUUGAAUUGAAUGACUGUUUGUUAGAAAAGUUAACGUUUGAAAAGUUUUGCUCAUCGAUUGAUACAAAACACAAAAUAUUUGCAAAUUUGGAUCAACUGACCCGACAAUUGGAUUAUCCAUUGGAUUAUUUUGUUAUGUUUUCGUCCGUCACUUGUGGUAAAGGAAACGCCGGGCAAUCAAACUAUUCGUUCGGGAACUCCAUGUGUGAGCGUAUAUGUGAAGAGAGACGUAGGGAUGGUCUGCACGGACUGGCCGUACAGUACGGACCCGUCGGUGAUGUGGGAGUGUUUGAGGGCUCGGAUCAGCUCUUGGAGAUGACAACACUCAGAAAGCAGAGAAUUAACUCGUGUUGCGAUGUUUUGGACAAACUAUUGUGUCUUAAACAGCCAGUCGUCACGUCAUAUACCAAAGUGGAUAUGAGUGCAAAGGCGUCGUCGGGCGCCAAAUCGCAUAUAAUCGCAGAGUUGUGGCGGGCGUUGGGUAUCGACCCGUCCGUCACUCCCAAUCACCUGACACUCGGAGAGAUAGGACUCGAGUCGAUGUUUGCCGUAGAGUUGCAGCAGUCGUUGGAGAAGGAGUGGAAUAUAAACGUGUCGUUACAUAACGUCAAAAGCAUUACGAUUGGAAUGUUGAAGGACUACGAGUCGGGAGAUCCGGAUGUAGUGAAAAAGUUCCUGGAUGAGAUUAAAGUUGCCCGCGCAUAUCUGUUGAAACAGAAGUUUAUAAUACCCACCGAAACGCAUACCCGUCUAAACGCGGUGACCACCGGUCGACCCGUGUAUCUAAUGCCUACGAUUACUAUGAAUUGGACCAUGUUUGAACAGUUGGCUCAAUCGCUCAAUCGGCCAGUGAUUGGGCUUAAUUGGACCCGCGAGAUGAGCACCCUGACCACGCUCAAACAAGUAAAUGAGUACUUUGUGACACUCAUGAAACAACUGGAGCCCAGGGGUGGGUACGAUGUGGUCGGCUAUUUGGACGGCGCUAUCGCCGCCGGGAAACUGUUAUUGAAGGGAUCGGCGGACAAAGCGGUGAUCAUCGAUGCUAUGGCCGACGACGCAGAAGUGGAUCAAAUCACAGAUGAAGACUUGUUGUUGUUUAUAUUUGGCGUAUCGUUUAGCAAAGUUCCCGCUCCCAUAUUUGAUAGGAUAGUGCGCGACAUGAAAAAACAGUCGGACAUCAAAUCACAGAUCAGAGUCAUAGUCACUGAGUUGAUAGAGUUUGUGGGCAAAGGUCUGGUGGCGCCCGAUAUCGACGAGAUUUACCACAUAGUGUUGGCCAGACUUCGGAUGCUUUUGACGUAUAGAUCGGAUAAGAAGAAAAAGUGGUCGAAUCGGCUCAAAGUGACAAUUGCUAAGAAGUGGUCCAAAAGUGUGGGCAAAUUGAUCAUGAUCAAACCUGUUAUUAUGGAUGACAUCGAUGAUGUCAAUGAAUUGAUUGGCAAAUCACGUGACGCUCAUCUAUUGCCCGACGUAAAGGAUGGGACUGAUAAUAUCGAAGUGACCAUGAUCAAUUCUGGGCACGAUACGGAUAUUAUUACAGCUGAAAUGAAUGAAAAACUUUUGUCCGUGCUCAAAUAAAUGUUAAACAUGUUUACAAUUAUCUGC
Medioppia subpectinata is the source of this 4161-nucleotide messenger RNA. NCBI's taxonomy places the organism in Eukaryota, Metazoa, Arthropoda, Arachnida, Sarcoptiformes, Oppiidae. The record is from the annotation of a GenBank genome assembly.